AUGGCGGCCGACAUGGCCGCGCCAGCUACCGCCAGCCCCACGCACUCUGAGCCGCCCCGUCCCUUCUCUCCCCUGCCCGCAGGCGAUGCUGCCAUCAAGGUCAUCGGCUGCGGCGGCGGCGGCGGCAACGGCACCGGCGGCAAGCCCGAGCUGGGCGAGGAGGCGGCCCAGGAGAGCCACCAGGAGAUUGGCACCGCGGUGUCGGGCGCAGACAUGGUCUUCAUCACCGCCGGCAUGGGCGGCGGUACCGGUACCGGCGCGGCCCCUGUGGUGGCCCGCCUGUCCAAGGACCUGGGCAUCCUCACCGUGGGGGUGGUCACCUACCCCUUCUCCUUUGAGGGGCGCCGCCGCGCGCUGCAGGCCACCGACGGCAUCGAGACGCUGCGCAAGAACGUGGACACGCUGAUCGUCAUCCCCAACGACCGCCUGCUGGACGUGGUGGGCGAGUCCACGCCGCUGCAGGACGCAUUCCUGCUGGCAGACGAUGUGCUGCGCCAGGCCGCCACCUCUGCGCCGCUCAUCGAGCGGUCCAUUGAGCGCGCCACCGGCAUUGUGUACAACAUCACCGGCGGCAAGGACCUGACGCUGCAGGAGGUGAACCGCGUGUCCGAGGUGGUGACCAGCCUGGCCGACCCCUCCGCCAACGUCAUCUUUGGCGCCGUCAUCGACGACCAGUACGAGGGCGAGAUCCACGUCACUAUCAUCGCCACCGGCUUCAGCCAGACCUUUGAGGACAACCUGUGGGGUGGAAAGUCCAGCGCGCCCGCCACGCCAGAGCUGCGGGUGGAGAACAACGGCAUCCCGCCGCUGCCCAGCCAGAACGUGCGGCAGCAGGCGCCCAGCGGCGGCCUGUUUGGCCGCAACUGGUGA
Molecule: messenger RNA, 870 nt
Organism: Chlorella variabilis
Lineage: Eukaryota; Viridiplantae; Chlorophyta; Trebouxiophyceae; Chlorellales; Chlorellaceae
Exons: 9
Coding region: 1-870 (289 amino acids)
Biological process (GO): cell division; chloroplast fission
Cellular component (GO): cell division site; cytoplasm; chloroplast
Molecular function (GO): GTP binding; GTPase activity
Source: RefSeq, a predicted model, not a curated record